Molecule: messenger RNA, 486 nt
Organism: Haliaeetus leucocephalus (bald eagle)
Lineage: Eukaryota; Metazoa; Chordata; Aves; Accipitriformes; Accipitridae
Product: vasotocin-neurophysin VT
Exons: 3
Coding region: 1-486 (161 amino acids)
Cellular component (GO): secretory granule; extracellular region
Molecular function (GO): neurohypophyseal hormone activity
Source: RefSeq, a predicted model, not a curated record
AUGGCAGAGCCUUCGCUGCCCCUCUCCUUCCUCUGCCUCCUCGCCUUGUCCUCCGCCUGCUACAUCCAGAACUGUCCCCGGGGCGGCAAGCGGGCCCUGGCCGACACAGCCCUCCGACAGUGCAUGCCCUGCGGCCCCGGGAACAGAGGCAACUGCUUCGGCCCCGGCAUCUGCUGCGGCGCCGAGCUGGGCUGUUACCUGGGCACGGCAGAGACGCAGCGUUGCGCCGAGGAAGACUACCUGCCUUCACCCUGCCAGGCCGGCGGGCAGCCCUGCGGCUCCGGCGGCCGCUGCGCCGCACCCGGCAUCUGCUGCACCGCCGAAACCUGUGCAAUGGACGCCGGCUGCCUGGAUGAGGGCAGCGACGGUGCUCAGGAGACGGCGGAAAAGAACCUGACAGUGCUGGACGGCUCGGCUGGAGAUCUGCUCCUCAAGCUCAUGCACUUGGCGAACCGACAGCAGCAGGGCAAGCAUCCCCUCCUCUGA